GCCAGUUUUUGUAAACUUAUGUAACAUCAAAAUGGAUGUUUGAUUCAGAGUUGACCUGGCAAGUGAAAGGCCCAUCUCUGAUGCUUUUAGUGGGCAUGUGAUCCGCGCUGUGUUGGCAACAAAGAGUUGUUACAAAUGGCGGCUUGCUUUGAACCCGACACUUGGCUAGUUUAUUGACUAACUGUGAAGAUACCGUGACCGGAAUCCGUGAUAUAGGGUUGGGAUCCAGGCGGUUUCUUGUCGGAGGAUUGAGGAUUAGAGUUCGAAACAAUUUGUGAUUAACUUAGGCCAUUUUAUUUUUUUUUGUGCGUCAGGUUUGUCUAGGUGGGAUUUGUGUUUGCAUUGCUUACAGGUCCUUUCGGCGACCCUGUCUCUGCUUUCAUUCUUUGAACGUUUCGCUUGUAGUACACAGCUUUUAAGGAAUUUGAGUUGCGUGCCUUGACUGUUGUGCUCUUUUUGGAAUCACAGUUUUUGUAGUUGUUGGACUGAAUCACUCUUGUCACAUCGAUCGGUGUUUUGCGUAUUUUUCCGUGUUGCUGCUUAUUUAGAAAUCGAAUAUUUCAGGACGAUAUGGAAGAGUUCAAUUACCACGUCUGCAGUUAGAAAUCGCAGGCUCUCGCCGCGAGUUGCCGCUCCAUCGCACCUGCGUAGCUCUAGUAACCUGGUUUGCGUUGCAGUCGCAUCCGACGCACCCCUGCUAAUUUCUUGGCUUGGAAACUCCAUUCCCAUUCCCGCGUCUAGUUGGCGGUGGAAAAGCCAAGCCCAGUGAGGAGGUUCUUUUUUUUCAGAAGACAACCAUUUUUUCUUCUUUAGCGUCGAUUGCGGCUGCGGUGUUUCGAAGAGUGCAAUAUCAAUGGUUGAGGACGUGCUUUCUUGAAUAGUUAUUGAAUACGAUGAAAGUAGAAAAAAACGAGUGAGAAGGUCAUGGCAACUGAAACGAUUGUCACAGGUGAUCAAAUGCAAGAGUCAUCUUCAUCAGAGCUUUUCGAGUGUGACUUUUGUGAUGUAGAGGAGGUGAAGCGUCUUUCACAUGCUUUACUCGUCGCUCUUGCGGCAGCUUGUGUGGAAAAGACCUCAGGCACACUUAGCCAACGGGUGGCUGUGUUACCGGGUGUCAAGAAAGAAAUGCUUGAGUAUCUGAAUCAGCAAAGCCAGACUUAUGCCAAUAGCAGCUCAAGCUUACAGCGCAGCAAUUCCUUACAGGUCACAUAUCCAACACAUAUUGUGAAGGAUAUGCUUGAAACUUUCAUCAAAUCAAAGAGAAACAUGUUUUCUCGUGUCUCGGGUAUUGUCAUUGAUGCACACAAGGGUGAAAAAAUUGAUGACUUUGUUCAUGAGCUGGAUCAGACAGACAUGUGGUUGGCUGGUCGGAGAGAGGUUCUAGCCAAAGCAUUGUUGAAGAGAAUUGAUCAAAAGAAGACAUACCACUGUGGGAUGAGAUUUGAGAUUGAGGAUGAACUCGAUAAGCACAAAACCAGCUGUGUCCUGAGGCCAAUAACAUGCCCCAACGAGGGUUGUGGUGAUGUCUUCUCUGCUUUACAUGUAGAUGCACAUGAUGCUUCAUGCGUUUACAAACUCCUCCCAUGUUUCCUUGAAUGCGAGUCUUCGGUGCAGCGCAAGGAGAUGGAGAAUCAUUGUGCAACAGUAUGCCCAAUGAAGAAGAUCAAAUGCCCUUAUCAUACGGUUGGGUGCCCUCAUGUUAUGGCUCAGGGUUUAUUGGAAAGCCAUUGUACAGAAUAUGUGGGGCAGCACUUGCUGGAGACUUUACAACAUGUACAGAACCAUGAUGUAGCCCUUCAAGCUCAUGCGCAGAGCCUUCUCUUUGUAGAAAAGGCCGUACAACUAGCCCAAAGAUCAGAGGCCGUUAGUGUAGGGAAUAUGAAUGUCACGGUAAAGGAACAAGAGAACAGAGUGAAGUUGCUGGAAGUUGAAGUGAAGAAGCUCAAGGAAAAUCUGAAAGCAACCGAUGUUUCUGCCGAAGUACUGCAACUGAUGCGUGAGCUUCGGAACUUGCAGAAACAAGUUGAGAGCCUAAGUUCCUCCUCUCAAUCCGCACGCUGACGUGAGAUGUCAUUGCAAGACCUGCUCAUAUACGAAUUGUCUUUUCACUUCUCAGCUUUGUGGAUACUUCUCCUGCAGUAUGUGGAAGUAGUGUUUGUUGGCAAGGCUACUUACACUUGCUGGACUUUCUGUAGCAGGGUACUUCAUACUCUUUAGUAUCAGGGGUAACUUUCUGCAUGAUUCUGUAGAACGCUUCACAAGGGAUUAUGUUACUCAUGAGGUGGAUUGUCAAGGUAUUCCUUGUAUCCUUGGGUUCUAUUAGGGUAAAUUAAAAUGUCUUUCAGUUUGUCAAAAUUUUAAAAAUUAGUUAAUUAAAAUUAUAAAAAGGAGAAGAGCUUUGGUAACAUUGAAUGCAGGUGAAAGAUCAUAUAUGUUAGUUUACAAGUUUGGAAGUAAAAGUUCAUGUAUGUUAGUUUACAAGUUUGGAAGUAAAAGAUCAUGUAUAUUAGUUUACAAGUUUGGAAGUAAAGGAUUAAUAAUAUUUGUAUCA
Molecule: messenger RNA, 2551 nt
Organism: Physcomitrium patens
Lineage: Eukaryota; Viridiplantae; Streptophyta; Bryopsida; Funariales; Funariaceae
Source: RefSeq, a predicted model, not a curated record